Molecule: messenger RNA, 6102 nt
Organism: Panonychus citri (citrus red mite)
Lineage: Eukaryota; Metazoa; Arthropoda; Arachnida; Trombidiformes; Tetranychidae
Product: collagen alpha-2(IV) chain-like
Exons: 28
Coding region: 679-5781 (1700 amino acids)
Cellular component (GO): collagen trimer; basement membrane
Molecular function (GO): extracellular matrix structural constituent
Source: RefSeq, a predicted model, not a curated record
CUUAAUUUUCUGUAUCCAGAGAUUUGAUAGUUUUGGUGAGAGUACAACAAUUAACUUAUUUACACUUCAUCAUACAUACACCUAUUCAUUUUUUUACUCAUGUCUCAUCUCAUUAGAAUCAGAAUCAAAUCAAGUUAAUCAUUAAAUUGUGAUCGGAAAUGUUGAUUACUUGAUAGUUAUCAUGAUUAACCAUUGGGCAUAAUGACAAUAGUUAAUUGUAACUUUUAAUUAUAUAAUUUCAUCUUAAAUUGGAUAAUUAAGCAUUGAAAUUGUUUUAAUUUCUUUCUGACCAUUUUACUUUAAUUGUCCGAGUUCAUUAAUUUUUACUUUGUUAUAAUUAAUUAAUUAGUAUAAUUUAUUAUUACUAUUAUUUACUUUUGUGUUUAAAUCAACUUGUUUUUCAUUUGUUAAUUAUUAUUUUUUUGCUUCAAUUUGAAUUGUCAACCUAAUCAACUUUGUGUUUUGUAUUGUGAUUGUUUUUUUAAUUACAAUUAUUAUUAUUGUUUUUUUUUGUUUCAUCACUUCAAUGACAUUGAAACUUUAAAAUUAUCCAACUAAAUCGGUCUAUGAUCAGCUGAUUAACUUUUGUAAUCAAAUUAUAAUUGUUUAUAUUAUUAAUUGUUAAUUGUGGUGUUACCAUAACUGGAACCAGUUAACACCCAAUUAAAAUCAUUGCAAAUGCUUCAAUUUAAAUUGUUUAUAUUAACAUGUGUAAUAACUGUUGUCUACUCGCAAUUAAACCCUCCUUUUAGCGAUACUAGAAAUGGCUCACAAGGAAGGUGCGCUGAGUGUGUGGCAGGUGGGGACAAAUGCCGAUGUGUGGGAGCAAAAGGAAGUCGGGGUUUACCGGGAAAUCAGGGAGACAAAGGAUCUAUAGGUGAACGCGGCUAUCCAGGAAAUUCUGGACCUCAAGGUGAUAAAGGAGAAAAGGGUGACCUUGGACCCGCUGGGACCAGAGGUAUUAAAGGUGAACCGGGUUUAACCGGAAUGCCUGGAUUUCCUGGUCGCGAUGGAGAAAAUGGACCACCAGGAUUUCCAGGACCAAAAGGAUUACAAGGACCAAAUGGAUGUAACGGGACCGAUGGUGUACCUGGACCACCUGGAGAAAUGGGAACUCCCGGACCGAGAGGAAUUCCUGGUCCAACAGGUGAUCCUGGUCCAAAGGGAGAUCCAGCUUAUGGCUUACCUGGGACGAAAGGUAUAAAGGGUGAACCUGGACGUGACGGUCGUCAAGGUGAUAAAGGAAGGGAAGGACCGGAAGGAAGACCAGGGCCUAAAGGUGAACUUGGACUUUUUGGACCACCAGGUCCAAAGGGAGAUCGAGGUUUACCUGGACCACAAGGUGAACGGGGUAUUUCAAUAAUUGGAUCAAUGGGACCACCGGGUGAAAAAGGAGAAAAAGGUUUACCUGGACCGGCCUGUGGUCGAGUUGAGGGUUUAAUCGGUGCACCAGAAGCUUAUGCUGGACCAAAAGGAGAAAAAGGGGAUAAAGGUCAAAAGGGAACUCCUGGUGAAAAAGGAGAUAUCGGUCCUGAAGGACGACCGGGUUUCCCUGGUGCUGCUGGAGUGACCGGAAGUAAGGGAGACAAAGGAUCAAUGGGUCUUCAAGGUCCACCGGGCAAAGUUGGUUAUCCAGGUCCGAUUGGUGUUCCUGGACACAAAGGUGACAUGGGUAUUCCUGGCUUACAUGGAUUAGAGGGAUUGAUUGGAGAUAGAGGUCCGAAGGGAGACCGAGGAUUAACUGGACCGCCAGGUAGUAUCGGAGCUCCUGGUGCUCCUGGUGGUAUUGAAGGAAGGGCUGGACCAGUGGGUGACCCUGGACCACAAGGUCCUCCCGGUCCUCCUGGAUCGCCUGGUAUGGAUGGGUUAAGAGGAUCUUUAGGUCUUAAAGGGUUACCCGGGCCUCAAGGAGGACCAGGAUUACCAGGACCUGCGGGUAGCCCAGGAACUCCCGGCCAAAAAGGUCAAAAAGGUACUCAAGGAGUUGAUGGGCAAGCUGGAAGAAAGGGAGAAAGGGGAGUUGAAGGUCCUCCAGGGCAGAAGGGAGAACUUGGACCGAAAGGUGAUGCUGGAAGAUCGAUCAUGGGCCCACCAGGUAAGGAUGGAACUGAUGGAGUCCCAGGACUACCUGGUAGUAGAGGAGAUAAAGGAUCGAAGGGAGAAAGAGGUACCCCAGGAGACGCACUUGAAGGCACUCCAGGCCCACCAGGUCCAGUCGGCCCAAAAGGUGAUAAAGGAUUCGCAGGAACACCCGGUAAACCCGGAAGAGAUGGCGAAAGAGGAGACAAGGGAGAUUCUGGAAACUUGUGUCCAACCUGUUAUCCAGGCUCGAAAGGGGAAAAGGGAGAGAUAGGGCCAGCAGGUGACCCCGGAAUUCCAGGUCGAGAUGGAAUCGAAGGCAAAACUGGAGAGGCUGGACUACCUGGCGAACCAGGUCCGAUAGGCAUUCCAGGCUCUCCUGGAUUAGAAGGAGACGCUGGUAUACCCGGUAGAGACGGCGAAAAGGGAGAUAAAGGUGAGCCACUUAAGAUAGAAGCCGCUGACAUCCCGAUUGGGCCUAAAGGAGAGAUCGGUCCACGCGGAUUGCCAGGAAGAGAUGGUAGAGAUGGUGAACCUGGUAAAGAUGGAACUCCAGGAUCAAUAGGAAGCCAGGGAUUCAAAGGUGAUAAAGGUCUACCUGGCUUUCCAGGUUUCCAGGGUCCUCAAGGUUUUCCAGGUACAAUGGGUGAAAAAGGUGAUCGAGGAGAAAGAGGAGUUCCCGGUGAAAAAGGUGACAAAGGUAAUCGAGGACCCGAAGGCCAAAAGGGUGGAACUGGACUCAAAGGUGAACCUGGUAAAUAUCCCACUGCUGAAGAUCUGAAGCAAAUGCCUCCUGGCCCACCAGGUGAAAAGGGCAACAAAGGAGAUAAAGGAGAUGAUGGUUUGCCCGGAAGAGCCGGAAGAGAAGGAAUCAAGGGAGAUGUCGGACUUCAAGGAUUAACUGGGUCGCCCGGCCUUGAUGGAGUUCCAGGCGACGUUGGUGGACAAGGACCACCGGGUGCUAGAGGUGACAAAGGAGAGCCAGGUCUACAAGGAUUGCAGGGAGUACCUGGUUACAAAGGUGAUAGAGGAAUCCCUGGUGAAAAUGGACCGAUUGGACCUAAAGGUGAACCCGGAGAACCAGGAUACGGAAUUCCUGGUGCACAAGGAUUUAUUGGUUUGCAAGGGGUAAAAGGAGAUAAAGGUUUUCCUGGAUUACCAGGAAUUGAUGGACCUCCUGGACCGAUGGGUUAUCCUGGUGAAAAGGGCGAUUUCGGCAACCCUGGACCUAUGGGCCCUCCAGGAUUUACUGGAGAUAAAGGAGAAUUCGGACUAUCAGGAAUUCCAGGAGAAAACGGAAGACCUGGUACACCUGGAGACAAGGGCGAUCGAGGACCAAAAGGAGACCUCGGUCCACCAGGUUCGAUGGGCUAUGCUGGUAUAAAAGGAUCAAAGGGUGAUAAAGGUUUUCCUGGAAUAGACGGAAAAGAUGGACCACCAGGUUUCCCAGGAGCUGAUGGUAUCAAUGGAAAUAAUGGAACUGAUGGCCAGCCUGGAGAAAAAGGAGAAAAAGGUGCUUACGGUUAUUCUGGACUCCCAGGACUUCCAGGUCCGGGUGGUUUACCUGGUCCUCCCGGAAUGAAAGGGAUUCAAGGUUCACCAGGACAGAAGGGAGAUAUUGGUUAUCCUGGAACACGAGGUCCAAAAGGUGAUCCUGGACUCGAGGGGUUGCCAGGAGAUAAAGGAAAUAUCGGACCUCAAGGCUUUCCUGGUCCACAAGGGCCAAUGGGUCCGAUAGGUGAUAAAGGAGAUAAAGGAGAUAUUGGACCUCGUGGUAUUGGUUUUCCAGGGGAAAUGGGUGAACCAGGUAAACCAGGAAGGCCAGGUGAGCCAGGGCGUGAUGGUGCACCGGGAUUGAAAGGAUUAAGCGGGUUGCCUGGAAUGCCAGGAUUAAAAGGAGACAAAGGAUGGCCUGGUCCCGCUGGCUUGACUGGAUCUCCCGGUCCUAACGGUCCACCCGGUAUAACGGGCUCUCCAGGUUUUGAUGGUCCUCAAGGAAAAAUAGGACCAAGAGGUGAGCCAGGAGAACCCGGUGGAAUGGGUUACCCUGGAAUGAAGGGUAAUCCGGGAGCCGAAGGCUUAAUAGGGCCAAUGGGCCCACCAGGAGACAAAGGAGAUCAAGGUCCACCCGGUGAGAUCGUUUAUGUCUCAAAACAAGGUUAUAAUGGCUUGCCUGGAUUUCCUGGACAAAAAGGUGAUCCGGGAUCGGAUGGAUUACCUGGACUAAAGGGAAAUAAAGGUGAGCCAGGUCGAGAUGGUCUCGAUGGGAAUAAUGGUCGUGAUGGACCUCCCGGUAAAAAAGGAGAUGUAGGGCCAAUGGGAAUGCCCGGUGCUCCUGGAAUUCCUGGUUUCGCUUCUAGAGGUGAUAAAGGUGAUCCUGGGGCUACAGGGGAAAGAGGAUUCCCUGGUGUACCCGGAAAACCUGGAAUUUCUGGAUUGCCAGGGAUUAAAGGUGACGAAGGCUACCCUGGAGUGAAAGGCGACAAAGGAGAUAAAGGAUUACAGGGUAAUCCAGGAUUUGGCGGAAUGCCUGGCUUACCGGGGCCGAAGGGGCCUAAAGGAGAACCAGGGUUCCCUGGACCGCAAGGUGAUAAAGGAAUUGAUGGAUUACCAGGUAUUCCUGGAUUAAAGGGUUUAGCGGGCUUGCAAGGUCCGCCUGGACCUCGAGGCCCUUAUGGGGAUAAGGGAGACAAAGGUGAUCUUGGACCACAAGGUCCUCCUGGUGAUUUUAUUUUAUCUGACUCAUUGAAAGGAGAUAAAGGAUCACCCGGAGAACCAGGAGAAAGCGGACCUAGAGGAUUGCUAGGGUCCAAGGGAUUGCAAGGACUGCCAGGAUUCCCAGGACAAAAAGGGGCGCGUGGACUGCCAGGUCCACCAGGACUUCCAGGAUCACCAGGAAAUCCAGGUGAUAAGGGAAUGAGAGGACCACCCGGUAUAGAUGGAGAAAGAGGUCAACCAGGUUAUCCUGGUCAGACAGGUUCUCCUGGACCAGUUGGUCGACCUGGAUCAGAUUAUUUAACGGGAAUUUUACUUGUUCGUCAUUCUCAAGACGUUAAUCCACCUCAAUGUCCAAACAAUAUGGAAAAACUUUGGGAUGGUUACAGUUUACUCUAUAUUGAAGGAAAUGAACGAGCUCAUGGUCAAGAUCUUGGUUUUGCAGGGUCUUGUUUGCGGCGAUUUAGUACAAUGCCUUUCCUUUUCUGUGACAUUAAUGAGGCCUGUUCAUAUGCUUCACGAAACGAUAAAUCUUAUUGGCUGUCGACCAAUGAUCCCAUUCCUUCGAAAGCCGUUCAAGAGGAUGAAAUUCGUAAACAUGUAAGUCGCUGUUCUGUCUGUGAAUCACCAGCCAACGUUAUGGCCGUUCAUUCCCAGGCCGAUUAUUAUCCCGAAUGUCCAACGGGCUGGAGUCAACUUUGGAUAGGAUAUUCAUUUGCCAUGCACACCGCGUCCGGUGCAGAGGGAGGUGGACAAUCCCUUGCAUCCCCUGGAAGUUGCCUUGAAAAUUUCCGAAGUGCACCAUUUAUUGAGUGUCAAGGUGCCAGAGGCUUUUGUGCCGUUUUUUCUAAUAAAUUGUCUUUCUGGUUAGCGAUAAUCGGUGAGGACUCACAGUUUGAGAAACCACAAGGAAAAACAUUCAAGCAAAGUCAACUUCGAGACAAGAUCAGUCGAUGUGCCGUUUGUCUUAGGGAUAUACCCAAUUGAUUAACGUUAUUUAAAUUAAUCAAAAAACGCAAAACAUUACAUAAUAUAAAUAAAACUUAUAAAUACUAUCAAAUGAACAGUCGAUAAAUUGCUAAAUGUUUAUAAAUACGAUUUGAUUAAACUGGAGAGACCAAAAAGUUUUAAAAUAAUUGUAAGCGAUAUACUCACAAUGUAAUUACAACUAUUAAGCCCUGUUAAUUUAAUUGAUAAUUAGUUGGAAGCUUGUAAACUCCUUGUUGACCGUUUACCUUUUCUGAUCCUAUGACCCUCUUUCCAGCGAUAAUCAUUUUUUAAAGUAAAAACAAAAUAUAAUUUAAUUGA